This is a messenger RNA of Lytechinus pictus (painted urchin), 3594 nucleotides long. RefSeq lists its product as uncharacterized. The record is from RefSeq and is a predicted model, not a curated record. The coding region runs from base 322 to 1983 and encodes 553 amino acids. The transcript has 7 exons. Lineage: Eukaryota; Metazoa; Echinodermata; Echinoidea; Temnopleuroida; Toxopneustidae.
AUUCACGUAUUGAUUUUACCCUCAGUGUGUGGUGUUUUUGAAUUGUCAAUAGAGCUAAAGUGAAGCCUCGCGCCGAAUAUACCACACAAUGAUGUAACGGUACUUCCCAACGAAUCGUCCAAUCAGAGCGCGAUCUUCCCACGGAUCGGAACAUCCCCUAAUCUAUUUUUAGAGCAUUACAUCAAACUGUCAAUAUUGUUCGCGAGAGCGGUAUAAAAAGGAAAUUCAAUACUGUGCAGAAGGUAUGGUACUUACACUGUUUGUGGGAAGAAAGUAAUUCCGUUGUCAUCGCCUGCUGUUAGUGUUGACUGUGAAGAUAUUAUGGAGUCUGCAAGAAAAUUAUUACGAAGUGCUAGCAGGCGAAUUCGUCGAGUUUCCAGAAAUGUUGAAGAAACAGAUUUAGGGAGGUCCUCGCCGAAGGAAGUGGACCCCAAAGCAGAGGCAUCGACAUCCAUGGUGACCACGGCUGAGAGUCCACUGGAGGCCGGUGAGCUAGCAGCCGCUGCUGCCAAACUGAGUGAUUUGGAGAGCUCAACAGAAGAUGUACGGGGCUCUAGAGAUGGAAAUGAAAAACAGGAUUAUAUUGAUCAGCUUUUUAUCAAACAACGCAGGGAGCUGAACCAUGAACUAAGGCAGAUCCAGAACAGUCAUCGCCCAGUAAGCAAGGGUGAUCAGAGACGAAACAUUGAUCGCUUCCUCCGUCAACAUCUCCAUGGUGAUGUGUCGGACAGUAUCAGUGAGGGUUCCAACGAGGGCAGCAAUCAAUCUCCAAGACGUAGGAGGCGGAAUGGUAUCGUUAUGCAGGAGCUGGAAGGGUUGUCACAGCAACAGUCCGUCACCCAGCGUCUCCGUUGCCCGACGUUCCGUCGCGAUCUUGAGAACAUGGUUCGCGGCGUUGUCAUAAGACAGGAGAGGGAGGUUGAGGCUGCUCUGAGGUUGCGUACAGCUGGUCUCCCUGGUAACAGGCGCCUCCCUCUUGCUGGUGAAGCAGGUGGAGUUGAUACGAGGAGUUCUAUCAGCGCAGUCUCAUCAGUCUCCAGUGGACAGUCUCUCCUUCCAUCAGUAUCGAUGUUAGGAUUGAAUGGUAUUCCGGCUGCACCACCUCUUCCUCCAUUUCCUGGCCAGCAUCACAUUCCAGCCCCGCCCCCACCCCCAACACAGCAACCCCAGCAACAUCAUCAACCACAGAAUGCUGUUCCACUACCACCACCACCACCACCACCUCAACAACAACCACAACAAGCCAACAGAUGGCCCAUGCCUACUGCACCUUGGUUGGUACAAAACAGUGUGAAUGGAACCCAGGGACCUCCCAAUCGGGUCCAGGUCUUACAGCAGGUCCAGAGAGAGGCUGUGGUCUCUGAGAUCAGUGAGUUAGUCCAUCGUCAGUUGGUUCAAGAGACCCUAGAAAGUGAUUUCAGAGGACGAUUAGAAUUCUUGAUGAUGAAUCGUUUGGAAACCAUCGGGCCCGAGUCUGGCGAACGGGUGAUGAACUUUCUCAACACAAUCCCACAGAGUCAACAUAUCAGACGAAAUGAUUUCUCUCAUCUCGGAAUUCACGCUCCUUCUACACAGAGGGAUGAUGGACUAUCCGGAGCAGUUGGGGGCGCUACAGUACCUGCUGCAUUCAUCCAUGAGAUGGAUAGCUUGAAAUCUAAGAUGUCUGAACUCCAUGAGAUGGUUAGGAUGAGCAUGGAGAUGCAGCUUGAUCUUCAAAGAGCCAUCAGACAGGAGGUGGCUGCGGCACUUCAUCAACAGAAUGGUACUGCUGUUUCUCCUGCUGCCCCUGUUUCGGAGCCAGCCUCUGAGGGUAACUGCAUCAUCUGCCUUGAUAAAGAAGUGGAUGCAGUGCUGUACCAGUGUGGUCAUAUGUGCGUUUGCCUGACGUGUGGCCUUCGUCUCUCAACCAUGGGGUCGCACUGUCCAAUGUGCAGGGCACCUAUUAGGGAUGUCAUCAGAGCUUACCGUUGUCAACGAACCUAGAGGUCUUUGCCAUCUGCAGACAUUCAGCCUCCCUGCAGGAUCUUCUGAUAUUGGAAUGGUUGCCUUUACCUGAAGCAUUGAUAGUAGUUGCCUUAUACAAACCAAUCCUGUAAUGCAUUCAAGCAUUCAUCCUCCUCUAGUACCAUUGAUCCGGACAGUGUUAUGGCUAAUGUGAUCCUCCAUUGUCUUUUACCAUAAACCCUUAUUCUAACCUCUCCAUAGUUAAAGACAAUAUUCUUGACGAUAUGAAACAAAGAAAGAAAGCUACUUACUGUAUAUCCACAUCCUUUCCUUUUCCUUACACCAGUAUCUUCAUCAAUCCUCCAUCAUCUGUUAUGAUGAUUCUUGUUCUAAAAUGCAAAAUGUCAAUUUUUUGACCUCAUUCCAAAAAGAGGUUCAUUGUUUAUCCCUACCCAUUCUCUCCAGCACCAUCCUCUACAACCCCCCCCCCCCCCGCUCCUCUCAUCACAUUGACAGCAUACAUAUACUUUGAACAAUGUAGUGUAAGUUAAGACAGUCUCUCAUUUGUUCUUGAAUCAUGUCAUCAACCUUUUGUUUCUUAGCAAGUAAUCUUAAAUUCAUUUAAAAACUAUGGUAUGCAAUGACCUUUGAAUACUGAAAACAAUGUAAUCCAAGUAGAUCUUCCAUUCUUGAUCCUCAUUUGCAUAAUGGAGACCUAUUCACAGGAAUAUUAUGACACAUUUCACCCAAAAUGCAAGAUGAUGAAUUUCUAUUUUUAUAUUUGUUUGAUAUGAACUUCAGGAUAAGCUCCUUUUUUUAAAUAUUUGAUGCAAGAUUUAGUAAGGUAUGUAUAUGUAUAUUCAUUCAAUAAUGGGAUGUUAUUUUGUCAUCAAUUUCAAUUUUAUGUUGAACUUCUUUUGCAAUAUUUGAUUGAGAAUAUUAUCAAAACAUUUGUAUGUAGCAUUUACUGUAUAUACAUAAUAGAAUUAUGUUUGGAAUUGAAAUUCAUUUUGAAUUGUUGUUCAUAUAUACAUAGUUGUUAAAGACCAAACUUAUCUCAAGUAUUCAACUUUCAUUUCUUUCAAAGAAAUGGAAGUUUUUUAAUAUAUCUCGUAAUGUUUGAUAUUGUAUGCAUAACCUUACAGAAAGCAAACAUGUCUUUAUGUAUGUCAAGAGGGGUUAUGACAAAAAGUUUUAACUUUUAAGUAAGAAAAUUUCUGUUGCUUGUUGAACAAUUUGUUUAAGGAUAUGUGAUAAUGCUAUGUAAUUACAUAUAUAGCUUGUCUCAGUACCUGCAAUAUUAGUGUGAUAAAUAUUAUUUAGCUUUGGGCAUUAUACGUAUUUUAGUUGAAAUUUGAAUAUGUAAAUGAAUAUAUUGUAUUAAAUUGAAAAUAGUUUCAUUGCACUAAAAACAUUUCAUUUUUUAUUACAUAAGAAAUAUGUUCAUUAAUUAGUCUAUUAUAUCCAAGUUUUCAUUGAUCUGAACAUAUUGGAUAUUUUUCUUUAAACAAUAUAUUCCUCAGGAAUAUGUAUUUCAGAAAAUUAUAUGAUGUAAAUGGGUGAUCACCCAGAAAAUAAUGGCAUAUAAUAUACACCCAACUAUAUUUGUAUGAAAGUAUAAUAAAAUAUAGAAUUAUAAACUUCGAAAAA